CAACAAGUUGUAUCAGAGCUAUUGGUAGAGCUCUUGGUGUUGUGGCGAAAUGCAAACUAAAGCCAUGAAGUAUUCAAUUGAGUUGUUUGAUGGCAAGAGUAACUUUGCUAUAUGGCAAAGCACUCUGAAGGAUGUCCUUACUUGUCAAGGACUUGAAGCAGCUUUAGAAGAGACCAAGCCAGUUGAGAUGAAGGAUAUAGUGAAUGUUGGAGAUAUUCUAGAAGAAGAAGAGAAGGGUUUACUUUUACUUGCAUCUUUGUUCAAGUCGUAUAAGUCCCUAGUGCAGAGCAUGCUAGUGGGUAAGACUACUUUGGUGAUGAAAGAUGUCACGACCAUGUUGUUGGAGAAUGAUAAGUUUCUCGGGGAGGUUGAUGGUGCCAAUCAAAAUAAUGCCUUGGUGAUGGAGCACUCUCGGGGAAGAGCCAAUGGACAUGGAGGUGGAGGAAAUCGAGAAAGGUCGAAAUCCAAACCUAAGAAGGAUUAUGAUGAAGUGUAGUGUUUUUAUUGUGGUGUGGUGUGGGGCUGUGGGCUUUUGCUUUAGGGGCAAGAUUUGUUUGGAACUAUGAGUCUAUGUGGCUUAGCUGUUUUAUUAUGCCCCUACCCACCAGGCUACCACUUGUGUUCAUGCUCAUGGGUGCAUGUCAUGGAUGUCAUACUGGAAAAUGAAAUACAUGUAUGUGUGUUCAACAGCCCACACCGCAAUCAUGGCAUGCCUUUAUCACUCAUAGAAUCCUGCUUGCAAUGUGUUCAUCCAUUGAACAUUAGGACCCCAUGGGAAGAGAUAAAUAAAAGAGAACAUUAGGG
Molecule: messenger RNA, 804 nt
Organism: Rubroshorea leprosula
Lineage: Eukaryota; Viridiplantae; Streptophyta; Magnoliopsida; Malvales; Dipterocarpaceae
Source: the annotation of a GenBank genome assembly